UUUUUUUUCUUGGUCAGUGUCCUACAUUACUUUUGCUCACCAUGGUUGCCUCAACCUCCCAAGAGGUCAUUCCCGAAGAUCCCACCGCCUACAAAACACAACAGUACUGGGAAGAGCGGUACCAAAAAGAAUCACCACAGGUCACUUUUGACUGGUUCAAGACGUACGAAGACCUUAAGCCUACAUUCAACGCAGCCAUACCAUCGAAGGAAUCAAGUAUCCUCAUGCUUGGAUGUGGCAACAGCACUUUAGGAGAAGACAUGUAUGAUGAUGGGUACAAGAACAUUACCAAUAUCGAUUAUUCCGCCACUGUCAUCAAGCAAAUGGCAGAAAGAUGUGUAGAUCGGCCAGAGAUGAAAUGGUUAGAAAUGGAUAUUCGAGAUCUCAAAUUUGAAGAUCAGUCAUAUGAUAUUGUAAUUGACAAAGGCACUAUGGACGCAUUGAUGUGCGACAGAGGAGACGUUUGGGAUCCAUCACCAGAGCUUAUUCAAGAAGUGAAGGCAGAGGUAGAUGAAGUAACGCGAGUACUCAAAGUCGGAGGCAAAUUUAUCUAUAUCACUUUCGGUCAACCUCAUUUCCGUAAGCGACAUUUGCAACGAGAUUGUUGGGAUGGUAUCAAGGUCAGCACUCUAGGUGAUGCCUUCCAUUAUUUCAUCUACGAAAUGACCAAGCAGUCUUAGAGGAACCAUAUUUGAUAAUCGCAAAAAUAGAAUAACCACAAUCGUUUUCAUAAAGCUACACAAGUACAUUAUAUUCUACCAAACAGU
Messenger RNA from Umbelopsis ramanniana AG, 767 nucleotides. RefSeq lists its product as uncharacterized. The transcript has 4 exons. Bases 42 to 680 code for a protein of 212 amino acids. NCBI's taxonomy places the organism in Eukaryota, Fungi, Mucoromycota, Umbelopsidomycetes, Umbelopsidales, Umbelopsidaceae. The record is from RefSeq and is a predicted model, not a curated record.